AUGACGGAUGAUGUGCUUCUAAACACAUAUAAGCACUCCAUCUAUGACUCGGAGAAGCACAAGACACUGGAAGGUUUGGCCAGCACUCAGGAUGUACGGAAAAUUCUUUGGAUUAUGAAGAAAAGUCUUGACGGAAGUGAGAUUCAAACUCAAGACUUUCCUCUGGUGAUCCACACGAUUUGCAGGAACUUUGCUGGCUACCUCUAUGCAUGGGAUUUUGUAAAGGAGAACUGGGAAAAAAUCACUCAAAAGUUUCCUCUUGGAUCUUUUCCCAUUCAGAGCAUCAUCAUGUCUACAACCAGUCAGUUCUCCACAAAAACUCAUCUCAUGGAGGCCCAGAACUUCUUCAGUUCUCUUGGGGCGAAAGGUUCUCAGAUGAGGAUCGUGCAGGAGGCCACUGAGACCAUUAAGCAGAACAUGCGAUGGAUGGAGAAUAACUUGAGCACGCUCCGGUACUGGUUGUAGUGUGAGGAGGAGACGGCUCCUCUCUUGUGCCUCUCACUCCCUCAGGUGAUGUCACCGGGCACAUGCAGGUGUUAGUGAUAUAACCCAUAUUACAGCCAGAGCCAUACACGUACAAACGUUAGAUCAAACUCAAAGCAGAAGGGCAGAUUUACUGGGAUGUAAAGGGCCUUUUAAAAACAUCUCUUUUCAGGGCUUCUUAUUGGGAAUUUUCCAGUGAACUCUAGCCAGAAGCUUACUAGGUAUCUGAAAACAUUUAGCCUUUAAUACCAGCUACGUAAAUGUACAAGUCUGGAUAUUAAGCGUAAAGCAGAUGUAUUUUCUUUCUUUUAAGUUCUGAGUGAAAUGAAAGGGUAAAGUAAGCAGCAUAUGAUUUCCUGUGUCAUAACUUUAGUGUUGCUGCUUGGAAAAGGUUGGCGUGAUUUCUUUUGGAGGGCCCCAACUCGGUAUAUGUAUGGCUCUGGCCUCAAGCGCUAUUUGCACUAUACAAAAAUUCACCUCGCUCAGGGCAAAUCUGGUUGUUGUUUAAAUAUCAUGAUGCAUUUAUUCCCUUUUACUUAAUGUCGUUGGCUACAGACCAAAACCUCCCAUCAGUAUCUCUUAAAUAUGCCCUUAUCACGUAAUGCCAAAAACAAUAGUUGAAAUACUGAAAUCAUGUGACGUCAAGAGAUGUCGCAACAAGCCCCUUUCUUCUAAGUAUAAAAGUUUUAUUUAUGUAUAUGUUGCUUAUGUUUUUAAUCAUUUGCAUAGUCUGCAAUGCUUGUAAUCCAGCACUGUGUAAAUGUUAUUGCCUGACAAAUGUUCCAACUUUCAUCCUUUGCACAAGAUUUAUUUUAAAGUUUAAUUUUAGAGUUGAGUGUGUAUAUUAUGUAUUGUUUGUGCAGGCUUGCCUAUAGGUUAAAGAGAGUUUGUCAUUGGAAAGAUUAAGUUAGUAUUUCUAAAACAUAAGCGUGGAUUUUAUUUUGAGCUUUGCUAUGUACGUUCUGAUGAAGCUGAAAUAUUUUAGUUUUGUUGUAAGAUAUAGAAGAGGCAAAGAAAAUGUGAACUCAAACUCGUUUUACCCAUAUGAUUUGGCUCAGAGAGAUAUUUAUAUAUAGAUGUUACCAAGUUUGGAGAAGUCUUUGUGUACAGAGCUUUAGUUAAGGGUAAUUUGCUGUCGUCAAAUUGCUAUAAGACGAAAAAGGCCUCUAAAGUCACAUCACUGAUGGAGAGUUGUUAGAUUUUUUUUUACUCCUUGCUCAUCUUCACUGGUUGCUACUGAUUUUUUUUUUUUUAUUAUUCACCGAUUUUCUAGCUUUUCUGGAAUUGUUUUUGCAGAAUGCAAAUGCAUUUGUCAAGACGGACAUUUAUGCAUUUAAUUUUAAUUUUGUAAACUCAUAAUACAGGCCACAGAUACACGCACACAAUUUAGCUUUAUUUUAAUGAACAAAAUCUACUGGGAUAGCAUCAUCAGAUGAUGAUGUGUGUGAAUAUUUGUAUGCAUGCAUUUCUAAUAUCGUUUUAGCUCCAUACAGAUUUUGUUCUUUCCAUGCGUGUGAAAAUCUUUGCUCACUGUGAGUAAAUUAAUACACUUCCAGGUUUUUGUUUAUAGCUCAGUGCUUUGACCUCAUAAAAUGUCAUAUAUGACUGGUACAUUGUAAUACAGCUGGUACAUGGUUAUUAUUUCUUUUGUUGUAGUUAUUUUGCCUUUGCUCAGCAGCUUUAUUCAUAUAUUCGUGUUAGAAGUGAAUGAUGGUCUUUAUAGGAAGGACAACGGCAGCAUUGUUACACUGUAAUAAUGGACACUUCUAAUGUUAGUUUUGAGCGUUACAGUUAUCGAUGAAUGUAUUCAUGUUUAUUACUAUGGAUCGGUUUGAACACAAACAUUUUGAUUGUAAUUCCCAUGUAUCUGAAUUCAUCUGGAUUUCUAAUAUGGUCAAUUAAACACAAUGAAGUGUUGAAUCAGUUUUCUGAAAUUAUUUAGAUGUCACCGUUUCAGUUGCCAUAAUUUAGGAUUCAUAUGUCCUUCAUGGGGAGUUUUGUGUUAUUGGCUGCCAUUCACAAAAUAAGUAUCCAUGUAAUUUUUUUUUUUUUUCCGUGUGUUUGUGUCGUGGCUGCUUAAUAGAAAUGCUAUUUUGAAAAGAUUCCAGAUGUUGAACGUUUAAACUUGACCGUUUAAAGGAGAAAUAUGCUUGCUUGUGAAACAUUUGCUGUGUUAAAUGAUUUGAAAACCUUCUAAUGCCUGAAGAAACAAUAGAUUUAUUUGUUUGGCCAGGUUGCAGGGGAAAGUGUCUUAUUUUAUGUUGUUCAACAGCUUCACACUGGGUUUGGAUUCUAUGUUUUUAAAAUGUUGCUUAAUGAAAAACCACUGACCCAACUUUAUAAAAGACAAAAAAUAAAAUAAAAUGUGUGCACAAA
Messenger RNA from Pimephales promelas (fathead minnow), 2859 nucleotides. The record is from RefSeq and is a predicted model, not a curated record. Lineage: Eukaryota; Metazoa; Chordata; Actinopteri; Cypriniformes; Leuciscidae.